This is a messenger RNA of Closterium sp. Naga37s-1, 3111 nucleotides long. The record is from the annotation of a GenBank genome assembly. NCBI's taxonomy places the organism in Eukaryota, Viridiplantae, Streptophyta, Zygnematophyceae, Desmidiales, Closteriaceae.
AUGUCUACCGAAGCUGACAAACCCGCUCCCGUCGAGGGAGAUGCUUCGAAGGUCCCUGCACCUUCCGCUGCCGAACCUGGAAAAGCACCCGAGCCUGAGAAGCUCGUCGAAGCCGAAAAGGCCUCUGAACCUAAAAAGGCUCCUGACGCCGACGCGUCAGCCGACAAUGCGGACAAGGGGGACGGUUGGCAGACGGUGACGUCACGCGAGAGACGAGAUGGCAACAGGGGGCAUUGGAGGGGACGAGGCCGCGGAGGCAGGGAUCCGCACCACCAUCACGGCGGAAAUCGCAAUGCAGGUGGUUACAGACGUUCGCACGGUCAUGGAGGAGGAUCCGGGGGACCCGGAGGCUCCGGCGACAAAUCGAGCGGUGGGGGUAGAGGCGGUGUUGCCGGCAAAGGCGGCGCUGUCGCCGCCGCCAAAUCCGGUGGCGCUGCUGGUGCUGCUGCUGCGGCAGCUCCCCCUGCUGGAGCUGCUUCGGCGGACGGCAACGCCGCUGCCGGAGCGGCCGGAGCUUCUGGCGCAGCGGAAGGCGCAGGGAAGGCCGGGGAUGGCGGAGAUAGCGGAAGCGCGACGGCCGGCGCGGCGGGUCCGAAAACCGGAAGUGAUUCCAACGAGGGGAAAGGCGCAAGCGGGGGGGGCGCAGGGGGGAAUGCGCAUGGGCACGGGCACGGACAUGCGCACGGACAUGGACAUGGGCAUGGGCAUGGGCAUGGAGCGUCUGGCAAGGGCUCGGUUUGGCAGGUCAAAGGGAAGCCUGGAAAAGGGGUAUGGGCGCAGGUGGUUAAGAGUGAGCCAGGCAAGGCCCGAACGCACCCCGGGCCUGAUGAGGGGUUAGCUUCGCUCGUGCGAGGUUCGGACGCAGCUGGAGACGCGCCGGCGAGUGCCGAGCCUGCGAAGCAGGCUGGGGGAAAGGCUGGUGGGGCGGAUACCAAAGCGGGGUCGGAAUCAGCGAAGCAGGGUGGGGGGAGGGGUGGUAAUGCAGGCUCGGGGGGGCAGAAGGGUGGUGGAGGGAGGGGGGAAGGGGGUGGGAAGGGAGGCAAGGGCGGCAAGGCAUGGCAUAAGGAUAAGGACAAAAAGGAGGAGAAGAAGGAGGAGAAGAGAGACGAGAAGGAGGAUUCUGAGAAGAAUAAGGAGAAGGAGAAGGGGAGUGAGGACAAGGAGAGUGCUAGUGGCGGUGCGAAGGAGGGCGGGGAGGGUAAGGGCUCGAAAGGAGGGGGACACGGAAAGAAGGACGGGAAGUCGGAUCCGAAGGAGCAGAAGGAUCAGAAAGAGGGGAAAGAGCCUAAGGAGCACAAGCCGCCGAAGCAGGCGUGGCGCAAGCACAACAGGGACGGCGAGAAGGGCGGGGCGGCGGCUGCCGCGGCCGUGGUGAUGGGCGCUGGCGCAACGGCGUGGCCUGCGCUCUCCGAGGCGGAUGCUGCUGCUGCGCGCGCGGCGGAAAACGGCAAGGGCGCGGGCGGGGAUGAUAAGGCCAAGCCUGCUGCUGGCCUUGCUAUAAUCGCAAACGAAGGCGACAAAUCGUCUGCUGCCACGUCAGACAAGCAGAGCGGCGCAGCGGCGGUUACAGCAGCAGACGCAGCCAGAAAGGCUGGCGCUGCUGACGUGGCAGUUGUGAGCGUGCGUGAGGUGGCUGGGGGGCAGUACAAGCGCGGGGGCCAUCAGGGGGGCGGGGGGGCGCACCAUGGCGGAAGGGGGGGAGGCGUGGGGGGAGGGGGAUACCAGAGGCGUGCGCAUGGGAGGGUGGUGGUGGUGGCGGACGAUCCCCCCCUGACGGAAUUCGUGGCUGCUGGGCCCAGGAGGUCCGCGGCUGCCAUGGCCAAUGGCAUGGGCGGCAGCUAUGGGUACCCCAUGGUGGUGGGAGCCAAUGGUCCCUACUACAUGCAAUACCGCAUGCCGCCUGUCCCGGUUGACCCCAUGUCGGGCCUGCGCACUGCGCUCACGAAGCAGAUCGAGUACUACUUCAGCAUUGAGAAUCUCUGUCGCGACCUCUUCCUUCGGUCCAAGAUGGACGCUGAAGGGUUUAUUCACGUGGACGUAAUUGCGGCUUUCAACAGGGUGCGCAUGCUCACGCUAGACAAGGCCUUCAUUCUCAGCUGCCUUGCCAACUCCACGUCAGUGGAAGUGCAGGGUGAGAAGCUGAGGCGACGGAAUGACUGGAGUAACUGGCUGCUGCCGACGGGGCACAUGCAGGCUGUGGUUCCCCACUCAGAGGACGCACCCAAGGCAGGAGAGGGAGGAGAGGGAGGAGAGGGAGGAGAGGCAGGGAAGAAGGGAGGGGAGAAGGGGGAGGGGGAGAAGGAGGCUGCUGCUGGCGCUGACGAGGGGCAGGGAAAAGAUCCCGAAGGAGAGAAGAAGGAAACCCCCGACGCUGCUGCUGCUGCCACUGCAGAUGGGGAGGCUGAUGAUGAGGGGGAGGAGGAGGGGGGAGGGCAGCGGGCAAAUCGCGAAGGCACUCCUGCUAGGAGUGUUGGGAAGCGGCGCGGCAGCAGCGUGAAACGAGCCUCCUCUUCCGGCCGCUUCUCAGCUAGCAAGUCCGGAGGGCUUUCGGCCGCGUUUGCCGCCGAAGCUGCAGGUUCGGGGGGCCGAACCGAGGGGCUAGGCUCGCUGCCGGGCCUGGCUGGGAAGGUGGCCGCGGCGAUUGAGGAGGCUGGGAAGGGGGCGGAAGGGGGGAAGAGUAAGGAGGAGAGGGAGAGGGAGAAGGGGAAGAGGGCUGCAGAGGAGAGUGAGGCGUUGACUGAGGCGAGUGAAGCUGAGGACACGUUUCAGUUCAGUGGGGACGAGCUUGGGGAGGGGAAGAAGCGGGUCGGCAAGCCCAGGAGGAAGCAGCGUGCCAGGUCGGAGGAGGAUACAACAGACGACUCUGAUUUCAACGACGUGAAUCCCAGCCUCAAGAACCUCGUUAUUGUCACACAGAGGCGCCCGGGCCAGGGCGGUGCGCUUCAGCAGCAGCAGCGUGGCGGUGUGAGGCGCAGCCAGGGCAGGGAGGACGGGGCGAGUGGUAGCAGCUAUGAGGGCGGGUCUUCCCUGGGUCCCAACUAUCGAGCCAGCAGGCUGUCAGCAGAGAGGGGCGAGCAGUCAGGGACGGACGGGGAGGGGCCUGGCAGGUGA